AUGUUGGAUAAAACAAGGCUGGAGGGCCCGGAGCCGAAGCCUGAUGUGGCACCUCACGAAAAGCCUAAAAAUGCUUCAUCUGUUGCCCAAUCCCAUACAUCUUGGGGCUUUAGGCCUACUCGCGCAGAAGAAAAGGCAAAUCAAAAUGGCUCGAACCAACAGCGCGCCGUACAAAGUCUCAAAGAAUCACAAGAUAUCACCGCCUUCCUGAUCAUCUUUAACAAAGUCGACAUUCAUGGAAAAGCAUGGAAUCAAGCUGAGAUUCAUGGGUCUCAUGGCUCAGGCAUCCGCACUGAUUCUGAAAACGACGAUACAAUCGCGUAUCGGGACUAUGUUGACCUUAGAAUCGCUAAUCCACCCCGAAAGGGCUUGUCACGCCUGUAG
Penicillium vulpinum is the source of this 384-nucleotide messenger RNA. RefSeq lists its product as uncharacterized. The record is from RefSeq and is a predicted model, not a curated record. The transcript has 3 exons. Lineage: Eukaryota; Fungi; Ascomycota; Eurotiomycetes; Eurotiales; Aspergillaceae. The coding region runs from base 1 to 384 and encodes 127 amino acids.